Psammomys obesus (fat sand rat) is the source of this 3731-nucleotide messenger RNA. It is a transcript of the gene Akap1, whose product is annotated as A-kinase anchoring protein 1. Gene Ontology annotation, molecular function: RNA binding. Lineage: Eukaryota; Metazoa; Chordata; Mammalia; Rodentia; Muridae. The coding region runs from base 215 to 2758 and encodes 847 amino acids. The record is from RefSeq and is a predicted model, not a curated record. The transcript has 11 exons.
UUAUGGCUUUUCCUGUUUCCUUGCUGUGGGAAGGGAAGGUGCUGUUGGUGGUUUGGGGCUGUGCAGAAGAGACCUCUGGAAGCCCUGUGCAUAACGGCAUCUUUCUCCUCCGGGAAAUACCUCGAGCGACCGGUACCAUUCUACCCUUGGGCUGUGGUUAACGCAAACCCGGUGGACUUCGCUCCAGGCAUAGCUACUUCACCUUGCCUCCAAGAUGGCAAUCCAGUUUCGUUCACUCAUCCCCUUGGCAUUGCCUGGGAUGCUAGCGCUCCUUGGCUGUUGGUGGUUUUUCUCUCGUAAAAAAGGUCGGCUCAGCAGCAAGGAAAAGCAGGCGGAGACACUGAAGAUUAGUCCUGCCAUCAAGGACCGACUCCCCAGGGAAGAGGCCUGUCCUGGAGUCAUGUCUGUGCCCCCCCGUGUCACACAGCCUCCAGAAAAGGAACAGCUCUUUGUGGUCAGGUCUUCUGCAGAAACCCCAGCCUUGCCAAGGGCGCGUCAGGUCCGCCGAAGAUCAGAGUCCUCAGGCAACCUCCCCAGCAACAUAGACACAAGGUUGCAGCCAGGACCCUGCAGAAGUGAAAACUCAAAGGUGGAACUCUCCCUGAUAGGGGACGAAGCCACAUCUAUCCCUCAUGGAUAUCCUCUUUUUCCAAAGGAUGUGCCCUUCCCCUGUGAAGCCGUGGAAGGGUGCAAGCAAGGGUCUGCACUGGGCAAAGGUCCUGGAAGGGGCAGGCUCAGCCAGUGUACAGCCUCUGGAGAGAAAACAAGAGAGACCGGCGGGACAGAGGGGACUGGAGAUGCUGUGUUGGGGGAAGGUGUACCUGAGGAAGGCCUGUUGUCCCAGGAGUGUUUCUCAGAAGUGAAGAAAAGUGAGGUUCCAAGUCUGGCCCCCUGGGGAGCUGGGGGAGAGAAGGUGAGCAGUGCUCCCCCACAGGCGGCCGAGCUUGCAAAGAAGGAAGAAUAUGUUGUUGAAAAGUUGCCGGUUCACUCGGAGCUGGUUAAGGAUGAGGAUGCUUUGGUACCCGAGGUCAGAGGUAGCAAUACUCAGGACCUGGCCAGAGAGCUGGACAAGGAUGAGACCGUGCCUGAAAAUGAUCCGAUUGAGCAGGCUGCUUUCCAGAUUAUCUCCCAGGUGAUCUUGAAAGCGACUAAAGAGAUAGAGGCUACCACAGUGGGCACGACUGUGGCACAAGUGCAUCCAACCUCAGCUACUCAGCCUCAGGGGCAGGAGGAGAGCUGUGUCCCAGACAGCCAGGGAACUGGACUGGGACAAGACACCCCAGAUCUUGCGUCCACAACAACAGGUGCCACUGCCAGCCCAUCAGCGGAAGCCCUGCCACCAAAGACCUAUGUGAGCUGCCUCAGCAGCCCUCUGUCGGGCCCUACAAAGGACCAGAAGCCAAAGAACUCUGCACGCCACAUCUCGCUGGCCAUUUUCCCACCACCAGUUACCCCACAGAGACCAUCUCUGGAUGGGGCAAGUGACCUGGGAGGAGAUGACACCUUUGUCACCUGUACGUCCAACAACGGCCAGAGUGUCCUUUCAGUGACAACCUCGGGGCGGUGCUCAGAUUCUGUCAGCACUUUGGGGCUUGAAGACUCUUGCACAGAGACCAUCUCAAGCCCUGGAGACAAAGCUGUCAGCCUGCCACUGGCAGACAGUACUGAGCCCUUCAGCAAUGGGUUGCUAAAGGAGGGGUUGUCAGACUUGGGGGCCGACGAUGGAUGGACCGUGGAUACAGAAGCAGAUCACUCAGGAGGUUCUGACGGGAACAGCAUGGAUUCAGUGGAUAGCUGUUGCGGGCUCACCAAGCCAGAUAGCCCCCAGAAUGUCCAGGCAGACGCCAACCCUAAGAAGGUUGACCUCAUCAUCUGGGAGAUUGAGGUGCCAAAGCAUUUAGUUGGCCGACUGAUUGGCAAGCAGGGCCGGUACGUGAGUUUUCUGAAGCAGACAUCUGGUGCCAAGAUCUACAUCUCCACUCUGCCUUACACACAGAACAUCCAGAUCUGCCACAUAGAAGGCUCUCAGCACCAUGUAGACAAAGCUUUGAACUUGAUUGGGAAGAAGUUUAAGGAACUGAACCUCACCAAUAUCUACGCGCCACCACUGCCUUCACUGGCGCUGCCCUCCCUGCCAAUGACGUCAUGGCUCAUGCUGCCCGAUGGUAUCACUGUGGAAGUCAUCGUGGUCAACCAGGUCAACGCCGGACACCUGUUUGUUCAGCAGCACACACACCCCACCUUCCAUGCGCUGCGCAGCCUGGACCAGCAGAUGUACCUCUGUUACUCUCAGCCUGGAAUCCCCACCUUGCCCACCCCGGUGGAAAUAACGGUUAUCUGCGCUGCCCCUGGUGCGGACGGGGCCUGGUGGCGAGCCCAGGUAGUGGCCUCCUAUGAGGAGACCAAUGAGGUAGAGAUUCGCUACGUGGACUAUGGUGGAUAUAAGAGGGUGAAGGUCGACGUGCUCCGGCAAAUUAGGUCUGACUUUGUGACCCUGCCAUUCCAGGGAGCAGAAGUCCUUCUGGACAGUGUGGUUCCGCUGUCAGAUGAUGACCACUUUUCACCAGAGGCAGACGCAGCCAUGAGUGAGAUGACGGGCAACGCAGCACUGCUUGCCCAGGUGACAAGCUACAGCGCGACUGGCCUUCCUCUGAUUCAGCUGUGGAGUGUGGUUGGAGAUGAAGUGGUGCUGAUAAACCGGUCGCUGGUGGAGCGAGGUCUUGCACAGUGGGUGGACAAUCACUAUGCCAGCCUUUGACCCCCUGAGCAGCUUCAGUCUUUUUUCUUUUCUUUUUUUUUUCACUGUUGAGAUUGGGCUUGGCACUCAGGACAGAGAUUUACAGCAGAGUAACAAACAUUGCUCUCUCUCUCUCUCUCUCUCUCUCUCUUGAGUAUUCUUUCCCCCAUUCUGUAGUCCUGUGGAGAAGCAGGUUCCUCCCCCAGGAGGAGCUUCGGGUUCCUUUCAGAGCCUUUGGAUGGUGUUUCACCAGCCCGCUGGCUUAGCCCGCCUGGGGGCCGUCUGCAGGGAGGUCUCUUAACCAGGCUGUCCUGUUCCCAUUCUAUCCGCUCCCCUCUCCGCACCAAAACCCCACACACUACAGCAGGCAGGCCGGGGCGGGUGUGGGGCUGGCUGAGAGGGUCAACUUCAGUCUUUUUUUUCAGGGAUUAAUGGAUUCCCUGUAUAGCUCACAAGGAUGAACUGAUGGUAUUUAGCCAGUUUUUAUAUACUUCCUCCAGCUCGGACUUUUUUAAGCAUAGAUGUAAAUAAGGAGCAAUGUCACACCUGACCCCAGUGAGCUGGGGAGCGGGGAAGCUCUUCUCUUGCCAAGCCUGGUUGUAAUUUGUAACCAUUUUCUAUCUGUGCAAACUAUGUAAAUAUAUGUUUAAAUAUGUAAUAUUUUGUACAAGACACACUGGAGAACAAAGGGAACUCAAACAAACAAAAAAACUCUUCCACAUUCUUCACUGGGAACUAGAAGUCCAUCCCACAGAGUGGGACCGAUGCCCCUGCUGCUCCUACUUCCUGUGCAGACAGGCAGCUGUAUGGGAAACUGUUAUUUGGAGAUUUGAUUUUUUUUUUUCUGUAUGCAUUUAUUUAAAAAAAAAUAACUCAUUGGAUUACCUUGCAGUGGUGUGUUUGACUCUUUUAUAGACUGUCUUUAGCAUUGUGCAAUUUAAGAAUAACUUAAGUAUCUUGGACUUACAUAAAUCAUGAAUUGUAUAAAUGAUAA